GGACGUGAGUUGUCGUUGUCAGGGACGCUGUACUCAGGGAUCGAGCCAUCGAGAUUUAGACUACCGUGUUUUUUUCCGAUAAAAAAUGGCAAAUAAUGAUUCAUCUAGACAAGUUCUUCUUUCAGUUGAGGCUGAGGCAUACGUUGAAUCACUUGAAACAUUCCGCGUCCAAGAUAUAGGUAGCAGCAAAUGGAUGAAACAACAUGAAUAUUUAGAGAAACUCAACAUGCAAGCUGUGCUUCAUGCUUCAAGCAACCAAGAUGAAUUUGUCAAAGAGAUGCUUUUAUCACAUGAAAAGAUACCUGUUGUGAUUCAAGAACUACUUGCUCUUGAAGUUUGGAAGCAGAAUGUUUUUUCUGUCAUUCAGAGAAUGGACUUUGAACCCAAAACAACCUUUCCUCUCUACAUGGCUUUGUACCACGAGGCCACACUCUCAAACUUGUUGGAAACAAUUCUAUUUCAUAAGGAACCAUGUGAAGCUGCUGAAGAAUGCAUUUUAGAUCUGGUUGAUUACUGUCAUCGUAAAAUCACUGAUCUCAUUGCAAGGCAAGAAGAGAAUAGUGAUAAAGAAGAAGCAGAUCUUCCUCAGGAUGGCAAAUCAAUAGAUGAAUCAUCUGCGAUGGAGGAAUUAAGGAGACAGCAGCGUAAGAUCCAGUUUGACGUGAGCAUCAAGGCAAUAUCCAUAUUUAGAUACAUCACUGACAAUCUAUCCAGUCUUUCACUGAGUGUGACAACAAGAAUCUUAAAUACCCUGGAUCUACCCAGCCUCCUAGUACAGCUUGUCGACGAUCCACCAUGGACAAAAUACAAAGAUGGAAAGUUGACCAAGUACAUAGACAACAAGUGGCAAGAGGUAGCCCCUGGUGACAGGCUUCAGUUGACUAAACUUGAGGGGCAGGUCUGGAUUGCUCUUUACAACCUCCUCAUGGGACCAGAUUGUCAGCAGAAAUAUGCGUUCAAUCCACACAACAAGGCCCAAAUACUCAAGUUACGAUCACAUCUGACAGAAGUGUUGCUAGAUCAGAUACCAAGUUUGUGUGAUCUCCAACGUUACCUUAGCAACCUCUCCAUGAUGGAGCCCCCAGCAGCUCAGACAGGCCUAGUUUUAGAACAGGUUCCAGAAAUCCGAGAGAGACUUCUAAAAGAGAAUGAAGGCAAGUGGAAGGCUAUUGCCAAGCAUCAAGUCAAGAACUUCUUUAAUUCCUCUGCCCAAUCAAUGAGGGACCAAGCAAAAUGUAAGUUUCGAUGGAUGUUCGCAGACAUGUAUAACUUCGAUGUACUAGAGUCCUUGAUAGCAGAACCACCAAAGUGUGCCCUCUGUGGUUCACCAGCUGACAAGAGAUGUUCUCGCUGUCAGAAUGAAUGGUACUGCAGAAGAGAGUGUCAGGUCAAACACUACAGCAAACACAAGAUAGCAUGCAAUCUCAUGGUGGAAGCUGAACAUAAACUCAAAGAAGUUUCAUUAAACAGCUAGCAUUCAAGAAUCACAGACUCGCUAUCACACAAUGAACAAUGGAACAUGGAAUAUCUCAUCUUUGGAGAGUGCAUUUACAGUAACCACGGUAACAGAUUAUUCCCAUCCACCGCUGUUGGAAGGGCAGCCAAAGGGGCCUGGUUAUCUAAUGCAUUGACUACUGAAUUCUGAAAUUGCCAUAUGCUUUGUAUGGAAGUGUCCAUUUGCAGUUGUCAAUAGAACUGCACUUAGGUGGAGACUAAGGCCGUGAAUUUGAAUAUUACAAAGGAACAUUACACCAUGACGACGAUGAAGAUCGGUUCUUAUAUAACGCCGGUAUCCGCCUCCGCUGGGCACUCAUGGCGCUUGCUCAAAACUAUAGGAAAUGUCUCACAAACUUCAAUGUCUUCAUUCAGUUCAAUUACUGUCCUUGUAGUGCUUUAAUACAAUUAUGUCAUUCUUGCGAUUAUGUUGGAGUGAUGACGCUUAUGCCAUGUGAUGCUGACAUUGAUUACCGGUAAAAUGAUUUUGUGCUCAAAGGAUGACGUAGUGGUAAUAUUUGCAUUCUUGGUGCCAAGCGCAGUGAGGAAGGGUGGUAUAGUUCAAAAGAAAUUGAAUGAAAUGUUUGAUGAAUACCACACUGAAAUAAGUCAUGUUCAUACCAAACAAAUCAUUGAAAUUCAUUCAAAUACUACUAUUCUUAUAAAUUUAUUGCAAAAUGCAGUGUAUCUUUUGACAUGCUUUUACAACAGGAUUUAAAAUAUGUUUUUGGUGAAUGAGUUUACAGCAAAUACUUUAUAAAAUCUGAGCCUCACUUAACUUAAACAUUAUAUUUAGUACUGUAAGAAUUACUUAACCAAUGUGAAAAAAGUCUUUCUCUAUAGGCCUACUGUUUGUUGAAGGUUGAGAAUAAAUAAAAUCAUUCAUCUGAAAAUCAGUAUUUACAAUUAUAAGUAUAUGGUUUGCCACAUAGCUAUAAAGUAGAAAGCCUAAACAGAUAGCCAAGUGUGAUUGGUCCAUAGCGCAUCAUAUGAUAUGAUCGAAAUCUGUUUAUUUUCCUAGCCAGUCACCAUUGAUAAAAAUAUUUACCAGAUGGUCAAAUGAAUAUAUUUUUCUAAGUGUAUGGCGCCCUCUUGGAGAAUAAAUGUUGCCAAUGCAUGUCUAAUCAAUUGUAUAAGUUGGCUCAGAAGAGAUAAGUUAUUUCCAAUUCCUUGUUGGUAGAGUUCACUUAUGGUGUGUGAAUGAUGAUAUUUAAUAUUUCAAAUAUAUUCUUGUGGUUUCACUGCCCCUUUAUUUGUAAUAAAGUUCAAUU
Molecule: messenger RNA, 2765 nt
Organism: Lytechinus variegatus (green sea urchin)
Lineage: Eukaryota; Metazoa; Echinodermata; Echinoidea; Temnopleuroida; Toxopneustidae
Gene: zmynd10
Product: zinc finger MYND domain-containing protein 10-like
Exons: 12
Coding region: 86-1474 (462 amino acids)
Biological process (GO): outer dynein arm assembly; motile cilium assembly; inner dynein arm assembly
Cellular component (GO): centriolar satellite; cytoplasm
Source: RefSeq, a predicted model, not a curated record